This is a messenger RNA of Ogataea parapolymorpha DL-1, 1101 nucleotides long. RefSeq names its product flavonol synthase. NCBI's taxonomy places the organism in Eukaryota, Fungi, Ascomycota, Pichiomycetes, Pichiales, Pichiaceae. The transcript has a single exon. The coding region runs from base 1 to 1101 and encodes 366 amino acids. Gene Ontology annotation, molecular function: dioxygenase activity. The record is from RefSeq and is a predicted model, not a curated record.
AUGUCGUCCUCCACCCCUAUUGUGCAAUUAGAGGAAAUUGACCUCUCUUUAUUUGAUGAAGGCCCAGAGGUCCGCCAGGCCCUUGCUGAGCGUCUUGAAAAAGCCCUUACAGACCACGGUUUUUUCCAGCUUGUGAAUCACGGGCUCGUGACCGAUCAUCUAUCCUCAAUUGGCCGUCAGGUCUUUGAAGAGCCAGAUGAAGUGAAAGCUAAGCACAUUGCCGGCCAGAAUGAUCUACCAGAAGAGAGCUAUAAGCAAUUGGGUGUUGUUAGAGGGAGCGGUUACAAGCCAAGAGGUUACUGGACUUACAUAAAUGACCAGAAGGAUAGAGUUGAAUUUUUCAACCUGCGCCACUUCGCACACCCAGAAUAUGUCAAGGCCGCCAGCUAUCCUCCUUCCGUUGAGAAAAACUUGCCUGAGAUCACCUCUUAUUUUAAUGAGCUUCAUAACAACGUUUUACGCAAAUUGCUCUCGUUGAUUGACAUCAUUCUGGAGCUUCCUGACGGAACGCUUUACAACAACCACUUUAGGGUGGUCGAAAAUAACAUUAAGGAGUCUGCCACUGGUUACGGUAGAUUCUUGUUAUACCACGAGGCUGAUGAUUCGUAUAAUUCGAAGACAGGAAACACGCUGCUUCGAGGCCACACAGAUGCUAGUGCACUAACAUUCAUCCUAUCCGAUCCUGUUCAGGCACUCCAGAUCAGGCUCCCAGAUACUGAAAACACUUGGGGAUUUGUUAAGCACAAACAAGGCGCCCUAGUCGUGAACGUUGGAGACGCGCUUCAGUUUUGGACCGGUGAUUACUUCAGAUCCAGUGUCCACAGAGUUGCCUCGCCCCCUAACCACCAAAAGCGGUCCAGCACGAUUUAUUUCUGCACCCCAACUUCUGCGACAUAUUUGGACCCUGAUUCCUUGAAUUCUCCAAAACUUAAGCGUUUGGGAAUUUAUGCCGACAACAGUUUGCAGCGCAUAACUCAAGGCGAGUGGGAUAUUGCAAAAGGCGCGUUUUUCAACAACACAAGCUCGAACCAAACAAAGGGUAUCACAAUUUUGGGCAGAAAGUCCCUUGGAUCCCUUAUUGGCGAAACUGUCGAUGCCUAA